Molecule: messenger RNA, 2029 nt
Organism: Struthio camelus australis
Lineage: Eukaryota; Metazoa; Chordata; Aves; Struthioniformes; Struthionidae
Source: RefSeq, a predicted model, not a curated record
UCCUCCCUUCUGAAAUCCUAUAUUAGCUGUGGCCAAAGCUGGGUAAGAAACACAGCUCAUUGUUGGCAAGUGCCGAUGAGCCUCGCGGAGGAGUGAAAAACAGCUUUGGGUCUGCGGCAGCGGCAGCAAUAGCAAUAAUAUCACCAUCACGUAAGCGCAGAGGAGAGAGCCAGGGAAGCCCUCUCUAUGCUGGGUGACUUUUACUGACUGAUUUCACCGACACCUUUGAAGCGACAGAAGAAAGAAGCAGGGAGGUGGGAAAUGGCAGACCACAUGAUGGCCAUGAAUCACGGGCGAUUCCCUGACGGAUCCAGCGGGCUUCACCACCACCCUGCCCAUCGGAUGGGAAUGGGUCCCUUUCCUACCCCCCAUCACCACCACCAGCAACAGCAGCAGCAGCACGCCUUCAGCGCCUUGAUGGGCGACCAUAUACAUUACGGAGCUGGAAAUAUGAACGCAACUAGCGGGAUCAGACACGCCAUGGGGCCCGGGAGCGUGAACGGAGGGCACCCUCCCAGCACCAUCGGCGGGCCGCCCGCCGGCCCCCACGGCCCCGCGGCAAUGCUGCCCCCCAAUGUCAUAGACACUGACUUCAUCGACGAGGAGGUCCUCAUGUCCUUAGUCAUCGAAAUGGGCCUGGAUCGCAUCAAGGAGCUGCCCGAGCUGUGGUUGGGACAGAACGAGUUUGACUUCAUGACAGACUUCGUUUGCAAACAGCAGCCCAGCAGGGUGAGCUGCUGAUUCAUUGAAAACAAACAAAGGACUUUCUAUCGGUGUGAAUGAAAACAUUCCCUUAGACACAGUGUCUCACUUUUCAGGGCUUGAAAAGGUGAGAAUCUGGAAAGCAGAGUAAACUAUGCGCUUGUAUAAAUUUUUUUUUGUUAAUGUCUGCCAUUUUUUUUUUUUUUUUUGGGGUAGCUUUGACACUCACCUCCCCUCCUGUAGGAAUAAUUUCUAGCUAACUCUGCCUUUUUAUGUUGUCCUCCCCCUGCCCUUCUCUCUCUUAAUUUCCUUGCAGUAACAUGCCCAUGAUUUCCACAGUGCUGAACUGUUAGAUAUUAAUCUUGGCAAAUUGCUUAAUCUUGUGGAUUUUGUAAACGAUGAUUUCCAAUGACUUGAACUGCAUUCAAAUUCUGAGUGAACAGGGGAAAAAAUUGCAUUAGUUGGUUGCAUGAACUUUGAAGGGCAGAUACUACUGCACAAAUGCUGCCAUCUUGCUUCAUUUUUUAACUAUGCAUUGCAGUGCAGACUAAUAAAUAUAUAUAUUUUUUUUUUUGAAUAUGCUAAACUGGAAGCUUAACAGAUGUGGGCCAAACCUUUCCGAAUCAGGAAAAGUAAUACUGUUACUUAAAGUCUGCUACCCAGUCCCCCUCCCCCAUAUGUACAGACAAUAAUAUGGUGUGGAUGGAAUGUUGACUAGUGGCAAACAUUUCACAGUUGGUUUUUUUUAAUUAUAAUUAUUUUGUUUCUGUCUUCAGCAUUUUGACACUGUGCUAAUAUAGUUUAUUCAGUACAUGAAAAGAUACUACUGUGUUGAAAGCUUUUCAGGAAAUUUUGACAGUAUUUUUGUACAAAACAUUUUUUUGAGAAAAUAUUGUUAAUUUAUUCUAUUUUAAUUUGCCAAUGUCAAUAAAAAGUUAAGAAAUGCUUUAGUUUUUCUAGAAGUCAUUUACCAGUAUUUUUCUUCAAAACUCUCCCCGCUGUCCCUGGUAAGUAGAACAUCUAUCUGUACAACUGUUGUUGGUGUUCAAAAAGACAUUCCAAAAUAGAAAGUACACUGCACCCAUAUAUAUGUCAUGGUGAACUCGGUAGGUGAGCAGGAUUUAAACAUACUUACAGCAUAAAGCCUCAUACGUAACAUUGUAAUAUGCCUGUCAGUGUGGUUUUAUGAAAAAUAAAGUUGCCAAGAUGCAACUUUUUCUGUGACUUGCCAACAUACUUGCUUUAAAUGUAGUUGUCCAGAGUUAUGAUGCAUAAAGUAUUUAUUAUAUUUAUCUAUUAAACUUGUAAUUUUAUAAAUCCUCUUUCA